AUGCAACGUGUUCCUGGUCUAUUACAAGAUGAGAUGGCCAGAAAGAAGAGUGUAUUAUCUUAUCAUUACUACUGUUGGCUAUUGGAAUCGACACCAGCUACAGAGCAUAUGCCAUCAUGGAAACAAUAUUUGUGUGAUCAGCUUCUCUUAAAUUAUACAUUCAAAAAUGUGAGAAGUAUAGUUCAAUCCACUGGUGGCGGACGGUUUUUAACAGAAUUCGGUCUGUGUCUUCCUGAUGGUAAUCCAGAAUCAAUAAAUACGGUUGAAUGUAAUGCUGUGCUGAAUGCAGCAGAUAGGAACUUCGAAUCAUGGACGUACUGGGACGGAUAUGAAUUAUUUUCUAACUUAAAUGUAGAAAACAUUUCCUUGAAAUCGUUCAGUCGUACAUAUCCACAAUCAACUGCCGGUCAACCUGUCCAACUGAGAUUCGAUGUAGAUUCAGGUGUGUUUUAUUAUGCUUUUGUACCAACACAGAAGAAUUGUACAAAUGUGAACUCAACAUUGUUAGUUGCAGAAAUUUUUGUUCCAAUGUCGAUUCAUUAUCCACAUGGAGUGAAGACUCGUUUCAUCCCAGAACAAUUAUAUUAUAAAGUGUAUGAAAAUAAUACUAAUUUAAUAUUUGUGUAUAUGCCAUGUACUUUGAUCAAGACGAAUAUUGAACUUAUAGAAAUAACGAUCAUGCCAAACCAAAAUUAAGUUAAACAUUCAAACAGUAAUAAUGAUACUCGUCUAUUAGUUUAUUUGAAAUCUGUAUCCAUUUUGUUGAUUGUGAAUUCGUUGUUAUUUUUGCAUCUUUUAACUUAUUUUGGAUAAACU
Molecule: messenger RNA, 816 nt
Organism: Schistosoma rodhaini
Lineage: Eukaryota; Metazoa; Platyhelminthes; Trematoda; Strigeidida; Schistosomatidae
Source: the annotation of a GenBank genome assembly